Molecule: messenger RNA, 1654 nt
Organism: Sarcophilus harrisii (Tasmanian devil)
Lineage: Eukaryota; Metazoa; Chordata; Mammalia; Dasyuromorphia; Dasyuridae
Product: putative P2Y purinoceptor 10
Exons: 2
Coding region: 398-1381 (327 amino acids)
Biological process (GO): positive regulation of Rho protein signal transduction; phospholipase C-activating G protein-coupled receptor signaling pathway
Cellular component (GO): membrane
Molecular function (GO): G protein-coupled receptor activity
Source: RefSeq, a predicted model, not a curated record
CGUUUAACUUCCUCUUCAUACAGCACUGUGCAUUUUAUCAGCAAGCUACUGUGUCACCAGCCCUGCUGCUCCCAAGGCUUCAUGCUGUGUCACCACGCUGCCAGUCCAGGGUGAGCCUUAGGGUAAGUGUUGCCAUAUGGGGUCUAGCCAGAACCCGAUCUCACCCAUUAGCUCAGCCAUAGAGGCUGGCCACAGGAGGAGGAGGGGCCUUGGCGAACCUGGGACCUGAAAGCUUUCCUGAGGGUUCUGCUCUCAGACAAGCUCUUCUACCAGAGUAGGGAAACGACCCCAGCAGCUGCUGAAGAGCACAGAGACGAAGGAACUGCCUAGGCUCAGAAGGACAAGCAACAGGAAUCACACCCAGUCUCUCUUUAAUGAACACACAUCCACAGACAAAAUGGGCAACAAUGGCACAAGCAAUACAGUCAACAAUUGCAGUAACACGAAUGUAACGUUUCAGUACUCACUUUAUGCAGCCACAUAUAUUGUGAUCUUCAUCCCUGGCCUUUUGGCCAAUAGUGUAGCCCUGUGGGUCUUGUGCCGCUUCAUCAGCAAAAAGAACAAGGCCAUCAUCUUCAUGAUCAAUAUGUCUGUGGCUGAUCUCGCCCACGUUCUCUCACUACCACUGCGAAUCUAUUACUACAUUAACCACCACUGGCCCUUCCAGGAAUUCCUGUGCCUUCUCUGUUUCUACCUGAAGUACCUCAACAUGUAUGCAAGUAUCUGCUUCCUGACUUGCAUUAGCCUGCAGCGAUGCUUCUUCCUAAUCAAACCUUUCAAGGCUCGAAACUGGAAGCGCAGGUAUGAUAUGGCCAUCAGUGCCACCAUCUGGAUUGUCGUUGGGACUGCCUGCUUGCCCUUUCCUAUCCUGAGAAGUGUUAGCCUGACCAACAAGUCCCAAUGCUUUGCUGACCUGGGAUACAGGCAGAUGCAGAUGGCAGCCUCAGUGGCAGUGAUCACAUUGGCUGAGCUGGCUGGCUUUGUGGUUCCUGUUGUCAUUAUUACCUGGUGUACCUGGAAGACAGUGAUAUCUUUGCAGCAUCCACGUAUGACCUGUGAAGGGGACACUGAGAAGCAGAAAGCUCUUCGAAUGGUCUUCAUGUGUGCUGGAGUCUUCUUUAUCUGUUUUAUACCCUACCACAUAAACUUCCUUUUUUAUACCUUGGUGAAGGAAAAAGUUAUCACUAGCUGUUCUAUCAUUCAAAGCACACUUUAUUUCCACCCUUACUCCUUGUGCCUUGCAAGUCUGUGUUGCUGCUUAGAUCCAAUCCUGUAUUACUUCACGACUUCUGAGUUCCGUGACCAACUCUCCCGCCAUGGUAGUUCAGUGAUCCGAUCCCGGCUUAUGAGUAGGGAGAGUGGCUCUUCAAUGGUGAGCUGAGUAAGCCUAUCUCCAAAACCUUGCUUUUCUCUCAUAGCUUGCACCUAAAGCCAAAGUAAUAACCAAAUUGUAGAUGGAAUUACUGAAUGCUUAGUAUAGCGGCAAUGUUCACAGAAGGAGGCAGAGAUAUUGUUUGUCUGAACUAUUUUUGUUGUUCUGAAAUUGAGGGCUCUUAUUUACGAAAACAAGAUUAAAGCCUGACAUGUUUCGGAUGGAAGAGAAAAGUUGUUGCCAUCUUGCUGAAACUGUUUUCAGUAAAUUGUCAUAAUUUCA